GUUAAUCCACCAAACGAGCAACACACAAAUGGAGCUGAAGAAGGCGUUCCUGUGCUGCGUGCUACUGGCAGUCAAACACGCAGUUGCGCCCUCAGUAUACUUCUCCGGUUUGGACAUAAAAAAUAUGAAAGGAAAAUACAAAGAGAUAGAAGAGAGGCAUGCCAAACAAAAUGUGAAUGAUAUAUUUUUUCGUGAAUUAAAAAAAUCGAAUUAUCAAGUGAACAGUAAUAUUAUCGUACUGAGCACAUCGAGACAUUAUUUCAACUACAGACACACAAGCAAUUUACUGACCGCAUAUAAAUACUUGAAGCAUGUUGGGGACAAUAUGGAUAGAAACAUACUGCUUAUGGUACCAUUUGACCAAGCUUGCAAUUGUAGGAAUAUUGUAGAAGGCACCAUUUUUAAUGAGUAUGAGAAGCCUCCAAGUGAAGAUUUAAAAAAAAAAAAAAUGAAAGAAAAUUUGUACAGCCAUUUAAAUAUAGACUAUAAAAAUGACAAUAUACGAGAUGAACAAAUAAGGAGAGUAAUUAGACAUCGAUAUGAUGCCUUAACUCCAGCUAAAUAUAGGUUAUACACAAAUGGGAACAGAGAGAAAAAUCUUUUUAUAUACAUGACUGGCCAUGGAGGAGUGUCAUUUUUUAAAAUUCAAGAUUUCAACAUUGUCAGCUCUGCUGAAUUUAGCCUGUACAUACAAGAGUUGCUCAUAAAAAAUAUAUACAAGUACAUUUUUGUAAUUAUUGACACGUGUCAAGGGUACAGUUUUUACGAUAAAGUGCUAGAUUUUUAAAUGAACAGAAUAUACACACACGAACCGCAUAAAAAUGCCAAGGCCUUUUCCUUAUAUACCAUCUUGAAUUAUUUAAAAACACAACAUUUGAUAUCAACUCCAACCAUCAACAAUUCGAAAUUUAGCGCAUCCAUGUUUAUGCAUAGUAAAAAUAUUCUUUUUUAUGACUCCUCCGGUUUUUAUGUAAGUAAAGACGCGGAGGAGAGUGCGUUGGAUGGGCUGGGCAAGCACAGUUAUAAUGUCAGCCAGAAGGCAGACAAAACUGCAAUUCGAAGUUCAUGUUUGGGCGACUUGAGCGCAUGUGGGCAUAUGAAAAAUGAAAUAUACACCCACAUGGGGAACCUGUACUCGCGCAGCAGCUUCUACAACAACGUCGAGGUUUACUUCAAGGAGGAGUCCCACUUCACGGACUACUACUUUACCUCCGAGC
This is a messenger RNA of Plasmodium cynomolgi strain B, 1217 nucleotides long. RefSeq names its product GPI8p transamidase. The record is from RefSeq and is a predicted model, not a curated record. The transcript has 2 exons. Gene Ontology annotation, cellular component: GPI-anchor transamidase complex. Gene Ontology annotation, biological process: proteolysis; attachment of GPI anchor to protein; protein localization to cell surface. Gene Ontology annotation, molecular function: GPI-anchor transamidase activity. The annotation marks the transcript as partial. Lineage: Eukaryota; Apicomplexa; Aconoidasida; Haemosporida; Plasmodiidae.